Messenger RNA from Argiope bruennichi, 1913 nucleotides. RefSeq names its product GRB2-associated and regulator of MAPK protein 1-like. The transcript is spliced from 5 exons. NCBI's taxonomy places the organism in Eukaryota, Metazoa, Arthropoda, Arachnida, Araneae, Araneidae. The record is from RefSeq and is a predicted model, not a curated record. Bases 298 to 1632 code for a protein of 444 amino acids.
AGAUAUUUAUGUGUCAUGUAUGCUGGUAGCCAGACUCGAAAGAUAAACUUUGAUUUCAUCACUUUAAUCACUGCAAUCAAUAUGGCCUUCAAAUUUACUUUUAUAUAUCUUCAACAUAAGAGCGUUCCAUGCUGAUGUCUAGAAAAAAUUGACCAUUUUAUCUUUGACCAAAUCAUGGCAAAAUAAGAUCACGGAUUCGCAUCUCUGCUAACAGGUUACAACAAGCUGACUACAAAAUCCUAAUUGUCAUAACUGAGCUACUUUUAGGGGCCCAGCAACCUAACCACGGAUCAUCUUAUGCUUGUCUUCGUUUGUUCAAAAAGGUUACCUCAGAUUGUGAAAAUAUAUGAUGGUGAAAACAAACGACUCCAAGUUCCAGCUAAUUUUGAUCUUCAGCAACCUAUACUGCUGUACAAGGUGUACACGUGUCGUAAAAUCCACGGACGGGCUUUGUCUAUGAAUGACAAGGGUCACAUAAAACCUUCUGGACCAACUUUGAUUAUUCCAGAUAUAUAUCCAGGAUGGGUUGCUAUGGUUUUGAGAGACGGAAGAACUGCUGGCUUUUUUAACAGCAUCGGAGAAGUGUCUCGAGCUGCUGUUCCACUGUUUCUUGUUCAAGAUGCCGUUGUGGGAUUGAAGACGACAUCCAAUGGAAUGUGUCGUACAGUGGUUCCGCAUGGAGAGGUCCUGAAAGUCAUAGGAUCAUAUGAAGACCAAAAUAGGCAAAGCAUAUUGGAGAAAUGUCGCGGAAACCUCCAUCCCGACCUGAUGAUGUACUUAAAAUGCCUGUCUCAGCGUGGCGAAGUCCUCUAUUUACCUUACAGUGCCAAAGGAAGGUUUUACUGUAUAUCCUCACCUGACUCACAUACCCUGAAUCAUGUUUACUUAAUAUCUAACUUGCUACGUGUAACAAAAUUACCCUCUCUCAUUCGAAUAGUAUCGGGCCCUAAACCCCAUAUUGCCUUACCAUUCACAAAUGUCAUUCAGUUGGAAGAGGUACGGCGUGAAACUAUAAUUUUAGGUUGUACUAUGGUCAAUGAUGAGCCAAUCUUACUAGAAAUUAAUGCUAAUUCUAAAUUUUCACUUAUUGCUGCUAAAGAUAAAACUAUUUCGCAGAGAACGGAAAUUUUCAGAACGAUGUACAAACUUUGUACAACAGAAGGAGACAGAUGGCGACAGCAAAUUCGUAUCGCACAUCACGUCAUUCCAAAACUCAUUAAAUCGUCUGAAAAGUGUAAAACCCCAACCCCGUCAUUAACACCCUCUGUUACUCCUAAAAAUGAAUGCAGAGAAUUAAAACCGUCCCUUCCAGCCUGCGAUAUGAUUGAUUUUUUAAGAUAUUCAUAUCGCGAUUAUAUUUUCCCCAAACGCUUUUGGAUGUUCCGCAGAAGUAAAAGAUUUGAAUUUCCUGCUAAAUACGAUGAUUUAACCUCUAAACUUCCUCUCGAUAUCUUAAGAGCCUAUUACACAAAGCGUAGAAACAAAAAUGGUUCGUUUAAAAAUUGCAAAGAUUCCUUAAGAAUUAAACGACCUGAAAAGUUAAGACUUGAGUAUCCGCGACAAUCUAGUUCCGAUGAUGGAUAUUCCACUUCUUGCCUCGAUGAUGAAUCGAUUUAUCAUUCGAUUUGUUAAUUUAGAAUGCAUCCUGCAUUCCAUUUUACUGAACUGCAGAAAUGAGAAGCUCUUUAGAGACAAAAUAUAUUCUUUCAUUGCAUAUAUUGCAAUCAGACUGAAAAGUUAAAAUUCGGAUAUCCUUGAGAAUCUUAUUCGAAUUAUAUAUUCCGCUUGAAGAUAAAUCCAUCUAUCAUUCGAUUUAUUGAUUUGAGAUGUGUAAAAAAAAGAUGCUUAUAAUGUAUCAAAAUAUAUUUUAAUGUAUAUAUUACAAUUAUGACGUGUUUUUAAGUUUCUUUAUU